This is a messenger RNA of Enterobius vermicularis (human pinworm), 480 nucleotides long. The record is from the annotation of a GenBank genome assembly. Lineage: Eukaryota; Metazoa; Nematoda; Chromadorea; Rhabditida; Oxyuridae.
AUGGGGAACUGGGAAACAGUUAAAGCACGGCUUCUAGAAGUCAGUAAGGUUAAGGAUACCAACUUUAGAAGUAUGGUCUCGGAGCCAUUAAUUGAAAAAUACUUAACGAAUAUAAAACAAGGCGGGGCAGCAACACAAGGGCAAUGCAAUAAUGAUUUGUCGAAAAGCAGAUGUCGCCAUCGUAGCAAUACCUCAUCGGAGCUUGAUCUGAACAUUGAUAACAGCUCAACAUCGUGGAUGCGCGACUGUAAUCAGACAUCGUCGUUAAAUGAUCCUUCUCCAUUAACUACCUCGGUUGGUGAGGUGUACAGUGAUUUAAGUCUUACACCAACACCACAGGAUCCGUCUAAGUGUGCAUCGGUUCAUUUUACCGAAGAUGAUUCUUCGCCAUACAUCAACGGACCAACGUUGGAAAGAUGUACGUCACCAGAACGGGUGGAUGCUAAAACUAACGCCUUUCUCGAAACUAUUCAGAGGUGA